Messenger RNA from Drosophila pseudoobscura, 836 nucleotides. RefSeq lists its product as uncharacterized. Lineage: Eukaryota; Metazoa; Arthropoda; Insecta; Diptera; Drosophilidae. The transcript is spliced from 3 exons. The record is from RefSeq and is a predicted model, not a curated record. Bases 71 to 820 code for a protein of 249 amino acids.
UUAAUAAUUGCAAAUAAAGAGUAAUUAAAAAUUAAAUAAAAACCAAAUUAAAAUACGUAAAGAUAGCAAAAUGGUUGGUAGUCGUCAUUUGCGAAGAUUAGUUAAGAAAGAAAGGGAUGAGAUAGCUAGAAAAUUAGAACUUGUCCAACGCCAAGGAGUAGAAAGGGAAAAUCAGAGAGAAUUGGAUAGCGCAGAGCUAGAUAUACAAGAAAAUAAUGAAGUAGUGCAGGAAGAUAUUGGAAUAGUGCAGGAUGGCUUGGCAGAGCACCGACUAAUGGCUGCGAUUUCGAGUUUGGAGAAGAAAGUUGAUGCAUCGUUUUCUGUUCUGGAGAAGAAAGUUGAUGAUUCGAUUUCUGGUCUGGAGAAGAAAGUUGGUGUUCUGUCUGAAACAUUGGUGGAGGUGGUGGCUCUGCUGAAGCUUCAGAUCAAAAAAGAGCCUGACGUAGACAAUUUCGUGAAAUUUCCCAUACAGUCGACGAUGGAGUUGGAGCAUUUAAACUCUAUUAUAACUCCAGAGCUGACCGAUUUUUAUAUCAACAAAAUAAAGAGCUUAUUGGGGACGAGCUCAUCGAUGGCAUCCAGUUUGAAACACGUGCUGGAUGAAAAGCUGAUAUUGGAUUACAAUGUGGACGGAACGUCGGGGAAGAGCUCUUUGAAAAAUGUUAAAGAAUUUUACUAUGUCCUGGAAUCGGCGGUGAAGAUUAAAAUACCCGACGAGCCAGCAGACAAAAUAAUUCGGAAGGCUAUUCACAACAUCAAGAAUAGUCAUUUUCAGAAGACAUCAAGGGCAAAAAAAUUCAAACUAGACAAUAACGAAUAAUCAUAAAUAAAAAUAA